Lucilia cuprina (Australian sheep blowfly) is the source of this 5969-nucleotide messenger RNA. RefSeq names its product serine-rich adhesin for platelets (gene Pten). Gene Ontology annotation, cellular component: cytosol; plasma membrane; nucleus. Lineage: Eukaryota; Metazoa; Arthropoda; Insecta; Diptera; Calliphoridae. The transcript is spliced from 9 exons. Bases 908 to 5245 code for a protein of 1445 amino acids. Gene Ontology annotation, molecular function: phosphatidylinositol-3,4,5-trisphosphate 3-phosphatase activity; protein tyrosine phosphatase activity. The record is from RefSeq and is a predicted model, not a curated record. Gene Ontology annotation, biological process: protein dephosphorylation; negative regulation of cell population proliferation; regulation of phosphatidylinositol 3-kinase/protein kinase B signal transduction.
AAAAACAAAAGUGCAAUUAUUUUUCCAAUCGUUAAGCGAUAAUUAUCGAAUUUUAUGUGUUUCUUGUGUUGCCCAUUCCGUUUUCUCCAGCAUACUUUUUUUCUUUUUUUUUUGUUCUGGGGAAUAUUGCUGAAAAGCAAGUGUCAGGAUACCUCUCGUGAAUAAAAAAAUAAUGCAAGUGUCAGGAUACAUUUUGCGAACAAAAACUAAAAGCAAGUGUCAGGAUAAAACUACAAAACGAUAGCCACUGCUGCUGUAGCCAUCGAUAAAUAUCACCUCAUUUGCUUUAAACGCAAAUUCGUAAAUGGUGUCAUCACUAUUGACAUUUUUGUUGAAAGAAAAGAAAUAUAUUUCAUUUUUUCAUUUGAGUUGACUAUUUUUUAGAAAAAAGAGAAUAAAAGAAGAAAAAAGCGUGAAAUUUUUUUACAAAAUAUGAAAAAAAUGGAUUUGCCAACGAUUGAUUUAUUAUCAAUUUGAUAUUGAGCGUCAAAUCAGCUAGACAUACAAUCUCCCCUUUAAAAUAAAUUUGAAAUAAAGAAAAAAAUCGAAAACCGUGCCGUGAAAUAUAAUUUAACGAAGACGACGACAAGGAAAAAGGAAUACAAAUUUUAUAAAAGAAUUACAACAACAAAUUAAAUUAACCACCAUCCCACAACACAUCAAUAGAGGCGGACCAAAUUAUAUAGUCUUUUUUUAUUUGUAUACAAAUCACUCAAACUUUACAAUUUCUACAAAGAGAACAUACAAAAAUAAGAAGAAAAAAUUAAAAUAAAAACAUUAAACAUUUAAUAGUGAACAAAUUCACAACGGUUCCACAAUGAUUAUCACUUUGGCAAUCAACAAACAAUAUCCAUACAAUUGAUUUUUUUUAAAAAUUAAAUUGUUGGAUUUUUGGCAAUUUUUAUGUAUGUUUCAACAAGGAGGUAAAUUUUAUUUAAAUGCAUCAAAUUGGAAACGUUAUCAGCCACUUAAUUACACAAAUAACAAUAAUAAAACAAAGGAUAGAUAUCAAGAUAUCGAUAAUCUAAACACAACGCAAACAGAACAUUUAAAAAAACUCACAUGCAAUUUUAAACAUUUAAAUAGAUUGAGAAAAACAAAAACAAGUAACAGCCAAAAAACGGGCCUAAGAAAAGCAAGCAGCUUAUAUAGCAUUAGCAGCGUUAAAGAACGCUUAGAAAACGAGGCCGGUUCUAAUACCGGCAUCGAUAUUUACAGGUUUAAACAGAAGAUGGCCAAUACUCUUUCCGUUAUGACGAACGUAUUGAGAAAUGUGGUCAGCAAACAGCGUAUACGCUACAAGGAGAAAGGUUUUAAUUUGGAUUUAGCCUAUGUUUGUGAUAAUAUUAUUGCCAUGGGUUAUCCAGCGGACAAUUAUGAGAGUAUGUACCGAAAUCCUUUAGGGGAUGUUUACAAAUUUCUAGAAGAUAAUCAUCAUGAUCAUUAUAAAAUAUAUAAUCUAUGUCUUGAGCGCAGCUAUGAUAUUACAAAGUUUCAUGGGCGAGUUUCUGUUUACCCAUUUGAGGAUCAUAACCCACCUACGAUAGAAUUGAUACUGAAAUUUUGUGAUGAUGUAGACAAUUGGCUAAAAGCAGACGCUCUCAAUGUGGCUGCGGUACAUUGUAAAGCCGGUAAAGGUCGGACUGGAACCAUGAUCUGUUGUUAUUUGCUUUAUAGUGGUCAACAGCGUACAGCUGAAGAUGCUUUAGCAUGUUACGAUGAAAAACGUACCAAGGAUCGCAAGGGUGUAACGAUUCCAUCGCAACGUCGUUAUGUUCAGUAUUUUUCCAAAUUAAUGAGAUUGGGUUUACCGUACGAGCGUCGUACCCUACAGUUUUGCGAAAUACGUUUUUCGAAAGCCAAUACGUUACAUAGUCAGGGUAGCGUACAUUGCUCAAUUUCUGUAUUACAAGAUAAAGUGCAGCAAUUGCAAAAUUUUCCAAUUGAUUUUCGCAAACAUAAUGUGCUGGAUAUGAAGAAUCCACCCCUACCCGUAGCGGGUGAUAUUAAAGUCGAAUUAACGAAAAAUAAUAAGAAAAUAUUUCAUUUUUGGUUUAAUACAUUUUUUGUAACUGAUUCUUCUGCUAUUGAGGGUGAAGGCGAUGAUGUUAAACUUGUCUAUACUUUACAAAAAUGGGAAAUCGAUGAUGUACACAAGGACAAAUGUUAUCCUGAAGAUUUUAAGGUGGAACUUGUGUUUUAUGUUGAUGACACUAAUGUUGAUCGUGAUCAUAUGAAAGUAUCUAGUAGUAAUCGUUUAACUACAAAUCAUCGGACUACAAUGCAAAAUGCUGGAGCAGUGCGUAUGUCAACACAGAAUCAGCAACAAUCAAACAACUAUUCGUUGCCACAGAAUAAUAGCAGUGGCAGUGAAAUGAACUAUUUAUGUGAUCAAAAAUCAUCCUCAUCGACAUCGGUCAGUAGUAGUUUAGGGGUUGGUGGUGGAACGGAUACCAGUAAUGGCUAUGAAUCAAUUAGAAGUACAGCACAACGAAAGAUUGGUGUUGUGCCAACGUUUGGUAAUCAUCAUAGCAAUCACUAUAUGGCAGCUACAGAUGUUGUCAAUAAUAGUGAAGUGUUUUCAGCGUCAAUUCCUGCACAGCAUAUGACGCUACCACCGAGUUAUAUGGAACAGCACCAACAACAACAACAGCAUCAUCAUCUACAGCAACAGCAGCAUAAAAACAAUAUGCCACAACAGAAACAGAAUCAGAUUCAACAACAGCAGAAGAAUAUGAUGACACUGGCCCCAACGACAAAUCAAAGGCAUUUGCAAAGACAAGUUGCUGGUGGUGGAGGUGGAGGAGAUGUACAUGCUCAUCAUCCCAACAAUAUGGAUGCUUCAAUUGCACUUCAACCGUCCACCAAUGUAAAUGCCAACAAAUCCAGUAGCAACAGCAGCAGUGGCAACAAUAGCACCCAUAACAUGGCUAGCAACAGCUACAAUCACAACCACAGUAAUAAUAGUAGCAAGACUAGUAGUGUCAGUAGCCAAUCAUCGUCAUCAGCCAUUGGAGAUAAUGAAGAGGACUGGGAAUCCGGUGAGUCCCAAGCUAAACAACUUGAACACAUUACUUUACUACUUUCUACUUCCUCUAUAACAAAUACAAAUCCAACUCCAACACUUCCUACUUCUCCUCUUCUCCCUUCCUCUACCACUACCUCUCCUUCCAAUCAACCUGCUUCUCCUUCUCCUUCAACCACUACCAACCCAAACUGUUUUCCUAAUACCCUAAGAAAUUGUAAAAAUCUUAAUAGCGGUAUUACCAACUCUUCCAAUACCUCUUCCUCAUCCACAUCCUCCUCCACUUCUGUAUCCUCUGCUUCCAAAUGUCCUUCUAACAAUAAAAGUAAAACUAGCAAUAGUAGUUGUACAAAUAGAGUUGUUGGUGGUGAUGAUGAUGAUGAUGAUAAUAAUACAUAUAAAAAUAAUGACGACGACAGAAAAAUUAAAUUUAAGAAAUUAAACUCGAACCAAGUGGUAAAACCAGUCCCCAAUACAUCAACAGAUACUAACACUAAUUCUGUAGAGUUCAAGGUCGGAGACAACAAUAUUACAAGUAGUAUUGCGUGUGAGGCUGAGGUUCAUCCCAACAAUCGUCCCAAGUUAAUGCAUCUCUUAAUGCCCCCCAAAAAUUCGCAACAACAGCAACAAUCUCCACACAAACCUAUUUUCAAACGUAAAUCCUCUUAUAAACUCGUUAAGGGUUCCAAUUCAAACGGCAAUACUUUAGCCGAUUGCUCAGACGAUUCUUUAGCCUCCUCAACUGCCCUUGCUGCGGGUAGUGGGGGCGGAGUGGCGAUCUCUUCGAAGCUGAAACUAAAAAUCAAAUUGAAAAAGAACAAACUAAAGUUGUCACAAAAAUUUCAAUGGUUUCAAAACUAUUUCCGUACUGAUCCAGUGGAUUUCUGUGAAAACUUUGUUCAACAGACCACCUCCAUGAGGCGUAAUAGUAUGUGCAGUAUGGCUAGUCGUACCCACAAAUUGUCCACGACCACUCCGCCUUCCGUCACCCCACCCCCGCCAGUUGUAAAUGCGGGUUCUUCUUGCGAACAAUUAGAUCAAGCGACCAGUGUCAAUUCUGUGUCCACAUCGAAUGCAAGCAUAGCCACUGGUGACCUCUGUGAAGAUUAUUACUCUUCCAUCUGUGACAAUCAAUUAAGCUUUAGUAACUCGCCCUGUAAAAGUCCACGCUCUAUGGCAGACAUGGCAAGUAGUAUUAGUGCUGGCAGAGCUGGUGGUGUUGCCAUAAGCCAUGGCAGUAGUCUGGGUAGUAGUUUCACAAGAAGUGUAGGAGUUUCAAAUUCAUAUUUACGCGAGCGUAGAGAAACAUUGCCCAGUUGCAGCAGUUCUCAUGCCAACAAUAAUCGACGGAACAGUAAUAAUGUAGUGAUUGUGGCAGCUAAGCCGGCUAAAAUACAUGCAAUAGGUUUCAAUGUCAAAACAACGACGAAUUUGGCCAGACAGGAUUCAUUCGAAACAAAUGCCGAAGAAGAGGAUAAUGAUUUAAAAGAGUCACCCGACAGUAUUUAUUACACACCGUCUAGCGCUUUAAUACACACAGGUGACGCUAACGAACACACAAAUACAGCAUUUGUUUUUCCACAAGUACCAGAAGCAUCUGAAAAGGCGUUAGAAAAUGUGGAGCAAAAGCCCAAAAAAACUAACGUUUCGACAACUACCGGGUCUAUAAUAACAAAGCCACAGGCGAAAUAUUCUUUAAAUUUGGUCAUAGUGAAAGAAUGCACCGAACCGCCUUUAUCCUCUGAAAUAACGAAACCACCAUCAGCUGGCAGUAAUAAUGAAUCGGAUGGCAUUGAUUCAGACUGUUGUGAUAUUGGCCACAAGAAAAUAGACGAACUUAGGCUACAAGACGAUAUUGGUUCGGUCACACUGUCAGAAGAACUAGAGAUGGGCAAAGUAACAGCCACUACUACGGCGGCCUCUGUAUGCAGCAAUAGUAGUAGCAGUGGUUUCUGUACCAGUGAAUGUUGUACUACAAAUAGUAGUAGCAGUAGUUGUAAUUGCAAUCCAUUCGCAAUUGAUUUAGAACGACAUGUGGCCUCCGUUAAACAAGAUCAACAACACACCACAAUACGAGAAGUUAUUGAAUCUUCUACUAAUAGCGAUAACGACGAUGGCGAAACGUUGAAAAACGCAACUAAGGCAAAUGAUGGUGAACUCUUAAAUGCGAACACCACAGAGGUACCGACAACUUCUACUACCGAUAAAUGUGAUCAUUAAUAAUUACAUUGUAUGAUGUUUAGGUUUGAUUUUCAAUUGUUUCAAUUGACAAAUGUGUGGUGGCAAUAUUUAUUAGUUUUGUGUAUGUGUGUAAAUGUUUUCUAUUUUUUUAAAUUCCCUUACAAUCUUUUAAAUAUUAUUAAUAUUCCUUUUAUUUUACAAGGUUAGAGAAAUAAUUAGGACUAUCUAUUAUCCAUUGUUGUUUUGUUAUUACUACUACUACUUGUACUAUUCAGAAGAAAAAAAAACAUACAUAUAAUAAUCGUAUUUCACACUUUGUAACCAAUCAUCAUUCUUUCAAGAUGAAAACAAAAAAAUCGAAGAAAAUUAUUUAAAUAUUUAAUUAAAUUAAAUUUUAAAAAAUUGAAUUAUCUUAUAAUUCCAUCCAUUUAUUUUGUCUUUGUUGCUACAUAAAUGUGGCUUUCGAAUUCACUGUGUCUAAUUUUUCAAAUUUAUAUAUAUAUAUAUUUUUUUUUCUAAAAAAAUUACAAAUUAAAAAAAAAAACAAAACAAAACAUGAUCUCCAAUCUAAGAUUAGUACUCACUCAUCUCUUUAAUGUAUAAGAAAAAAAUCAUCAGCAGUUUAUACUUUUUUGUUUGUUUCUUUUUAUACAUUUGUAUUUCGAAAUUUUGAGAAUUGUAUAAAAUCGAGUAUUUAGUUAGAAAUUCGAAAAUAUGUCUAAUUCGAAUAAAAUUAUAAUAAAAAAAACCAUAACGAGUUUAA